AUGGUCUGCGGCAAGUGUCAGAAAAAGCUCAAGACGACCGAGCUCGCCACUCCCGGUGUCAAGAGCAAAAAUGACAUGUACCUCGGUUCACCGUCUACCACGUUAGGGGGAUCUGGGAAAGCGACGCUUGGAGCUACCGGCAUCGGAAAGAGCAAACUCCUCGGUGCUAAAGCGAAGAAUCCAUAUGCGGCCUAUGCUUCGUCUUGUGAGACUUGUAAAACCAAGACGGAGAAGGGAUAUAAGUUUUGUCAUAAGUGUGCUCAUAAGAAGAAUGGUAUGUGA
Molecule: messenger RNA, 282 nt
Organism: Penicillium verhagenii
Lineage: Eukaryota; Fungi; Ascomycota; Eurotiomycetes; Eurotiales; Aspergillaceae
Exons: 2
Coding region: 1-282 (93 amino acids)
Biological process (GO): cytoplasmic microtubule organization
Molecular function (GO): microtubule binding
Source: RefSeq, a predicted model, not a curated record